Lolium perenne is the source of this 1619-nucleotide messenger RNA. RefSeq names its product 26S proteasome non-ATPase regulatory subunit 13 homolog B. Gene Ontology annotation, cellular component: cytosol; proteasome regulatory particle, lid subcomplex; nucleus. Gene Ontology annotation, biological process: ubiquitin-dependent protein catabolic process. NCBI's taxonomy places the organism in Eukaryota, Viridiplantae, Streptophyta, Magnoliopsida, Poales, Poaceae. Gene Ontology annotation, molecular function: structural molecule activity. The record is from RefSeq and is a predicted model, not a curated record.
GCAUCGCACCGCGACCGAAACAGAUCUCCUGGCUCCUGCUCCGCUCCUCGUCUCGUCUUCUUGGCCGGGAAGAAAGGAAAGGAAGGGAGGAAGCGGCGGAGACCAGGCGAUGGCGGCGCCGCUGGAGUUCCUGGAGACGCAGGGCGCGACGCGGCCCGAGCUGGCCGAGUGGUACGCCGCCCUCGCCGACCUCUACCAGCGGAAGCUCUGGCACCAGCUCACCCUCAAGCUCGACCAGUUCCUCGCCCUCGCCGUCGUCCAGGCGGGCGAUGCUCUGAUUCAGCUGUAUAAUCAUUUCAUCUCUGAUUUCGAAACCAAGAUCAACCUUCUUAAAUUUGCCCACUUCACGGUAGUAGUUUCACGCCAGUAUUCAGAUAAAGAUGCUGCUAUAAACUACCUAGAAGGUGUUAUUUCAAAGCUGCAUGAUACCAAGGAAUCACGGGUCGAAGAGCCCAUUCUGUAUGUGAAGAUGCAGAUUGCAAAUUAUCUUCUUGAGAAAGGGAGUCAAAAGGAGUGUAAGAAAUUGCUAGACGAGGGGAAAACCACUUUGGAUAGCAUGGUCGAUGUUGACCCAUCAGUGCAUUCGACCUACUAUUGGAUAUGUUCUCAGUACUACAAAGUCUGUCAGGACUAUUCUGAAUUUUACAAAAAUGCUCUUCUCUAUCUUGCAUACACAACAGUGGAGUCACUUUCAGAACCAUUCAAACAGAACUUGGCAUUUGACCUCUCACUUGCUGCUUUAUUGGGUGACAACAUAUACAACUUCGGGGAGUUGCUUGCCCAUCCAAUUAUCCAUAGCCUUGUGGGAACAGCGGUGGAGUGGAUUUAUCAUAUGUUGCAAGCCUUCAACUCUGGCAAUCUAGCCGCCUAUCAGGAACUCUGCAAAGUUCACGGCGCCGCCUUGGCUGCACAGCCUGCUUUGGCACAAAAUGAGAGCGGGCUACUUGAGAAGAUCAAUAUCCUCUGCUUGAUGGAAAUCAUUUUCAGUCGAGCAUCUCAAGACCGUACAAUUCCUUUGAGCACUAUUGCUGAGCAAACCAGGCUAUCAGUUGAAGAUGUCGAGUAUCUGCUAAUGAAGAGCCUCUCUGUAAGUCCCGCACUCCCUUGUGGCUGUAUGUAUAGUAUAGUUCCAGUGACAGUCAGAAGUGAAAUGAUGAAACGGCUGCUUUCUUACAUGUUGCAGGCUCAUCUAAUCGAAGGCAUAAUCGAUGAGGUCGACGGAACCGUCCACGUUUCGUGGGUGCAACCGAGGGUCCUUGGCAUCGACCAAGUGAAAUCCCUGCGUGACCGGCUGGACACCUGGGUCGGGAAGGUGCACACGACUUUGCUAUCUGUCGAAGCCGAGACGCCCGACUUGGUCUCUUCGUGAUGUUCCUGGGGUGCCCUGUUGAACAACGAUCGCUGUGACCUUACGCAGAGCGGAAGAAAGAACGAGGAACUCGAAAGUUGUAUUGAUUCUUAGGCCGCAGGCUCGCGAAACCUAGAAAGAUUUGUAAACAUUGAUCAGUGUCAUUUUGUUGGACGUGUAUCUCAGCUGUACGAUCGGUCUUACUAAAAUUUGCUUCUGAUCCUCGAAGACUGAAGUGGAUUGGAAAACAGUUGUCAGGGUUCAACGUCAA